This is a messenger RNA of Emericellopsis atlantica, 5700 nucleotides long. RefSeq lists its product as uncharacterized. Gene Ontology annotation, cellular component: nuclear speck. Bases 1 to 5700 code for a protein of 1899 amino acids. The transcript has 3 exons. Gene Ontology annotation, biological process: proteasome-mediated ubiquitin-dependent protein catabolic process; protein polyubiquitination. Gene Ontology annotation, molecular function: ubiquitin protein ligase activity. The record is from RefSeq and is a predicted model, not a curated record. NCBI's taxonomy places the organism in Eukaryota, Fungi, Ascomycota, Sordariomycetes, Hypocreales, Bionectriaceae.
AUGUCGCCUAGAAUCACAAGAUCAUCGGCUCGCCAGGCAGCCAAGCAGGCAGAUCAAUCACCAUCCUCGACUGCCUCGACUGCCAAGUCGAACCCCCUGCCUGCGACGGCCGCACCGGCGGAUUCAGUAGCCGCCUCGAGCCGUAAGCGGAAGACCGAGCAGACUAGCCCACCAAGAAGUGGCAAGGGAAAUCCAGAAACAUCGGGCCGACGCUCCAAGAAGCAAAAGACCGCCGCAACUGGUGUAGCAGCUGCGGAUACUUCCAAGCUCCCCAAGAGAAACAGCAAAAAGGGCAAGAAUCUCGGCACAAUGGACAGCCAAGAUGGCUUUCCACCGGCCCAAAACUCAUCAGAGCAGGUGACGCAGUCUAGCUCAUCUAGUAGGAAAUCUAGUCGGAGCAAGAAGCCUGCAGGCACAUCAGGUAGCUCCUCAGCUGGUCCAUCAUCUUCAACACGCCGAAACAAACGAAACACGAACCCAUCCAACGAAGACACCGCUAUGACGGGCACGAACGACGAAAAGGGCAGCAGUCCUGGCCCGCCAGCUCCGCCAACGGCCGACACGCAUCCCAGCCAACAUCACGACAGUAGCGAUGAUGAUGAGGGAGAUGACGAUGACGACGACGACGGUCGCUACGAUGAUGAGAUCGAUUUCUUCGGUGGACCGGGAGCAGCUGGCCUUUCAGGAACAUUGAGGGCAUUGACUGGCAUGAUGUCUGGUUUCACAUCCCGCCUCAGAGACCUUUUGAACAAUCUGCGCCAGGAUGACCUAUCAGUCCAGAUGAUUGCUCUUCAGGAGCUCUCCGAAAUUCUCCUUGUGUCAAAUGAGGACAAUCUGUCCGGUCACUUCUCUCCAGAUCAGUUCGUCAAAGAAUUGGUGCCUUUGAUGAACAAGGAGGAGAGCCCCGAAGUCAUGCUGCUCUCGUGUCGAUGCCUUGCAAACCUAAUGGAGGCUUUGCCGGCAAGCGUGGCGAACGUGGUAUACGGGGGCGCCGUGCCUGUGCUCUGCUCAAAGCUCCUGGAGAUAUCGUUCAUUGAUUUGGCUGAGCAAUCUCUAAGCACCCUCGAAAAGAUUUCCUACGAAUACCCGGCUAGUAUCAUUCGAGAGGGCGGACUGACUGCCUGUCUCUCCUAUCUCGACUUUUUCCCAACAAGCACCCAAAGGACGGCGGUAACAAUCGCAGCCAACUGUUGCCGGAACAUCCCCGAUGACUCUUUCACGACAGUGCGGGACGUCAUGCCCACCCUUCUCAAUGUGCUGGGAAGCAGCGAUCAGCGUGUGGUAGAGCAAGCAUCUUUAUGUGUAUCGGGUAUAGUGGAUGCGUUUGGCCACCAGCCGAAGAAACUGGAAGAACUCGUGAGCGUCGACCUGCUUCGCGCUGUCCUACGCUUGCUAGUGCCAGGAACAUCCAACCUCGUCGGGUCUAACAUUCAUACUCAGUUUUUGAGAGUUCUCACUCUCACCGCACGAGCCAGCCCCCGCUUGUCGGCUGAGCUGCUCAAGCUAAACAUCGUUGACACGGUGUAUCAGAUGCUGACGGGUGUCUCGCCCCCUGCUGGCACGGAGGAUGUGGCUUCCAAACUGGACAGCGUUGUCAUCAUGCAAGCUCUGAUCCAUCGCCCACGCGAGCAGAUUUUGGAGACGCUCAAUGUUGUCUGCGAGCUACUGCCUAGUCUGCCCAAGACUGCCGACAAUGAGGUUACCGAUAUCGUGACUUCGUCUACUACCGAUCGGGGCUCUCGCCACCGUCACCGCAAGGUGGCUUUGAACAACGAGAAACGCAUUGAGCUGCUGAAAGGCUGUCCGGCGGAGGUCCGCAGAUUUGCCCUUAUUCUUUUCCCAACCUUGACCGACGCCUACUCCAGCACUGUCAAUCUCGGGGUACGCCAGCGCGUUCUUACGGCCCAGCUCAAAAUGCUUUCCAAUUUGGACCAAGCGAUUCUGUCCGAAGCUCUGAUUCCCGUCCCAUACGCUUCGUUCUUGGCCUCGAUCUUGUCGCAACAAGACAAUCCCGCACUUGUCCUUCUAGGACUACAAGGCGCCGAACUUCUUCUGAAUAGGUUGGGGAGCAUUUAUCGAUAUCAAUUUUAUCGAGAGGGCGUUUUCUCCGAGAUCACAGCUCUCGCCAACCAAGAAGUACCAGAAGACACCAACAAGGCGAAGUCUGAACAGGGCGAUCGAACGGGUGCUCAGAGAUCGAAUGAAGGUCACAGGGAGGAUCAGGUGAUGAACGACUCGACCAAUAGUGCGGCCGACGAAGACACCUCCGACGACGAUGGCGGCGACGAGGAUCACCACGAGGACCAGGAUGAAGACGGAAAGGAGGACGAGGACGACGAGGACGAGGACGACGACGACGAAGAGGACCCUGAAGAGCGACACAUGGAUGGCGGUUCUCAGCGUAGUUCUCGAGCAUCGACCAUGUCCGUGGACCCUCCGAUUGCGCACCCGGCACUGAAUGCCCGGUCGCUCAAGGACGUCAUCCGUCAGACGGCGAAGAAGUUUGUGGAAACUCAUGAACGGCAGGACGCAGUCAAGCAAGACAAGGAGAAGGCCAAUGAAAUCCUUGGCGAUCUCACUAGUCUCGCUGGUGAUCUGGAGUCGUUCUACGUCAACAGGACGGCGAGCGAUCUGAGGCCUUCUCGGGGUAAAGAGCUCUUACACAAGCUUGCAUCUCACUUCGACUCCAACGUCUUGGAGAGCAUUACGAGCGCCGAGUUGCUUGCUUCUGGACUUGUCCGUGUUUUGCUGGCCAUUUUCAGCAAUCCAGACCAGAAUCUGACGCGUGAGGCUCAGUCCAAUUUCUUGGAGGUGUUCAUGGGCUACAAUGUGCGAUCGAGGCCUAAAACUGCGACGGCUGAUUCACCUGUCACCCCCUUCAGCAUCAUGGUCCACAAGCUUCAAGAUUUGCUCAGUAGGUCAGAGCACUUUGAAGUUCUCACAGUUCAUCAGAAUGCUUUCGACGGAAACCGCAGUAACCCAGCGUCCAUGCUUGGGAAACAGAUCCGGAUUCGUCUGACCGCGGAUGAUGAAUCUGAUAUUCCGAAACCUUACCGCAACAUCAUGGUCACGAUUCAAGCUAUUGCGACGCUCAAAUCGUUGGAGGAGUACCUGCGGCCACGAAUAGUCCCAGUUUCAGAUCGCCACCGCGCGCGCCGUGACGAUCUCAGUCGCGCGCUUGCGGCCAUGGCGAGUGCGGGCGGUUUGCCCUAUGCAGGUGCUUCUGCCGAUAGCCGACUUGCUGGCAUGGGGUUCGGUUCAGCUCUCCUUACCGGAGCUGGGCCUCCGCCACCUCCACCCGUACCUGCGCCCGGAUCCACGUCCACCUCGACUCCGGCAAAGUCCUCGCGCAAAGCACACCGUCGCCCUGCCGCUCAAGGAGACGAGACGCCUACAGGCACCCUUGGCAACGCCAGACGCUCAUCGCGUCAGCAGCCUGCCACUGAAGGAGCCCACACUGCGCAGCCACCUACCGCCGACGGUGACAGACCGCAAGAUACCCUCGAGUGUGCGGACGAGAAGCAAUUGACUGAUGACGAGGACGAUAGCAUGGCAGACGAUGAUGCUCUUGAUGCGCUGGUCGGCGAACUGGAAGACGAAAUGGACGACGAAGACGGAGACGACGAUGUGCCUGCGCAAGACCCGUCUGCUGUCAACGUCGAGGUCGCUACUGGUGGCAAGGUGACGGCGCGCAAGGAAAGCGGAAGUCGUGUUCCAACACCCCGAGCGCCCCAGGAUCUUGCCGCUCGCCCUGCGUUCCCUUGGUCAGCCAGCACGCAGGGCGGCGCGCGAGGCACGCCUUCUCCGUCUGCAAGCUCGGCCGCCAGGGCCUCUUAUGCAUCCGCUUUGCAGUCUACGCCCGAUGACUGGUACAUUGAGUUCUCCCUAGAUGGGAAGACGCUGCCCAAUUGGAUGACUGUAUACCGUGCAGUUCACAACUCCGUCACGGCCAGCCAGAACCCACAACAGCCUGGUGUAGGCCGCAGUUUGUGGUCGUCUACUUUCACGAUCAGCUUUAAGAAGGUACCUGGACCGCCACCGCCUGGAGAACCCCAAUCAUCCACGCAAUCCGGCUGUUCAGAGGGUGGACUGCCGGCCUCGCUCACAAAGUAUCCAACAACCAACUCCAUAUUGCAGCUGCUCAACGUUCUGCACGAUUUGAAUGCGAAUGUCGAGGAUGUGCUCCUGGAGAACCGCGGCACGACCAUCGACCUUCAACGUGAACCGCUUUCGCAAUUUGUCAACACAAAGUUGACGGCGAAACUCAACCGGCAGCUUGAAGAACCCCUUAUCGUGGCGAGCAACUGUCUCCCGGGGUGGUCCGAGGAUCUGGCGCGCCUUUACCCAUUCCUUUUCCCCUUUGAGACGCGUCAUUUGUUCUUGCAGUCUACAUCCUUUGGAUAUGCUCGAUCUAUGGCCAAAUGGCAAAGCACCCAAGCUAACGACAACGACAACCGGCGGGAUCGCAUGAACGAUCGCCCCCCCUUGGGUCGCAUGCAGCGUCAGAAGGUGCGUAUAUCUCGUGGCAUGAUCCUCGAGGCUGCCAUCAAGGUCAUGGAUCUGUACGGCGCAUCACAGAGUAUCCUCGAAGUAGAGUAUUUCGAAGAAGUGGGCACGGGCCUUGGACCUACUCUUGAAUUCUACUCUACCGUAUCGCGGGAGUUCUCGAAGAAGAAGCUCACAUUGUGGCGCGAUUCAGACACACACGAAUCGUCUGACUUUGUACAAGGCCCAGCUGGUCUCUUCCCUCGACCCUUGAGUGAGAGCGAAUUGAGCACCCCUAAUGGCGAGCGCGUUCUUCACCUGUUCAAGACUCUUGGCAAGUUUGUCGCCCGAUCGAUGAUUGACUCACGGAUUAUCGACAUACAUUUCAACCCAGUUUUCUUCCGUAUUGGAGAAACUACGUCCUCUGGCGUGAAGCCUUCUUUGGCCUCCGUCAAGAUGGUAGAUGCUGGCCUGGCCCGCUCCUUGAUGGCUAUCAAGAACUUCGCACUAGCUAAGAAGGAGAUUGACGAGGAUCCAAGCCGCGCGCCUGCGCAAAAGGUGGCGGACCUGGAAAAACUUACCAUUGAUGGGGUCCGUCUCGAGGAUCUAUGCCUCGACUUUACGCUCCCUGGCUACCCCGGCAUCGAAUUAGAGGAGGGUGGGUCCCAGAAGCGUGUCACCAUCGACAACGUCGAGUCCUACCUCGAAAAGGUAGUUGAUGUCACCUUGGAAUCUGGCGUACGACGACAAGUCGAUGCCUUCCGUGCUGGAUUCUCAGCGGUCUUCCCUUAUUCGGCACUUAGUGCUUUCACGCCAGACGAGCUGGUCAAUUUGUUUGGCAAGGCCGACGAAGACUGGUCGCUUGAGACCCUCCUGGACUCGAUGAAAGCCGAUCACGGGUACAACAUGGACAGCGCCAGUGUGCGCAAUCUCUUGCACUUGAUGAGCGAGUUUACGGUCGAGCAACGUCGCGACUUCUUGCAAUUCACCACGGGCAGCCCCAAGCUGCCUAUCGGAGGUUUCAAGAGCCUUACACCAAUGUUCACAGUCGUCCGCAAGCCCAGCGAGGAGCCAUACACAUCCGACGACUACCUGCCUAGCGUCAUGACAUGCGUCAACUACCUGAAGCUGCCGGAUUACAGUGGCCUAGAAGCUAUGAGAAAACAACUCACAACAGCUAUGAAGGAGGGACAGGGAGCAUUCCACUUGUCCUAA